UUCACUCUACCACUGACAUUAGUGGAUACGUUCGAUAAGUCGCUCCGAUGACAAUUUCUCAGCAGAGAUAAUAAAGAUGGCCAGUUAGAAAGUGACAUGCAGCAUAGGUCGAUCUCAGUGGAGAGCUUUUCCGCCGAUGGGAAAACUACGCCCGUGACACCAUCGUACAGACUCGUUGAUCGAUAGGGAAACGACCUUUUAUACUACAAAGGGCACGGUUUUGUUAAAAAAAGAGAAAAUUUGGAAAAAAAAACCUUUUCCUACUUCGACAUAUCCAUGUGUAUGACCAGUCGGCGUAAUAUAAAGGAAAAUGUCUCUUCAGCUGAGUUCCUUCCACCAGCCUACAGUCCUGGAGCAGCUUCUGGAGGAAAUAAAUUUUCAAAGGAUGAAAGAAAUGAGACAACUGAUGAAAGAUGAGUCGGGAUUUGUUAUGCUUCAAGGAUCAUCAUAUUGGACGGAUUUAUUUAUCAGGCAUUUCCUAUUCCAAGCAGAGCAAUCUAUCGAUGGCGAUGAUAUGUUAUUUUUUGUUAGAAAAAAACACGUUAAAGGAACACCAAGAUAUCUUCCAAAAUUUGAAACCGAAGUAGCUGUGUAUCGAAAAGAAAGUAAAAAACUUCCAAUCGGUGACCCAGAGCUUGAUUGGGAAGAGACAGUCUACCUUAAUUUAAUCAUACAUCAGUUUGAAUAUAUUUUAACUUUAGCCAUAUGCACCAGGACAUCUCCAAAACAGCUUCAAAUUUUAAGAAGAAUAUCACAAAAAGUUUACGCAUCGCCCUCCAGACGGAGGAUGGAUACAAAAGGAGAGGUUGAAGAGAUAACUUAUCCCCAAAUUUGUUUUAUGGUGGAUAAUUUUAACGAGGUCAUGUCGGAGAUGUUGGUGAGAGACGGCGAGCUCGUAUGCGUAGAAUUAUUAGCAUCAGAUCGUGAAAAUAAAAUCCAAGGGGUGCUGUUUUCUGGUUCGAUACGUUAUGAUGCACUGAAACGAGUAUACGAUGCGAGGGCUAGCCUUAGCAGUAAAAUGGCACAAAGGAUGACUUUUGGCUUGCUGUCAAAUAGUGCUCAAAGAGUAGAGUUCGUCACGAUGAAAGGUCCCCAGGGCAAAGGCUACGCUGAGAUGGCAGUCACUAAGCCAAGAGUACAUAUAUACAAUAUUGUAAUGUACUCAAUGGGUACAGGCUGCGGAGCAGAAACACCAACAUCAGAGCCUGGCUACUGCGCGAUUGACAUGUGGGAUGAAGACUGGGAAGACCCUGAAGAUAUGUUUUUAUACCGACAUCAGAGGAGGCUGAGCGACCCGAGUGCAAACCUUAGUGUGUUUGUCCGAGGAGGUUGGCAGAAAAAGCCCAACUCGGAGAGUGCCAGGGCAAGAAGCGAAAAUGAGGGCUUGGACACCAUGGCGCAGUCGACUACACAUAUACAAGCCGGUGAUCUAAGAGAUGACACUUGCAUGCACCCUAAAGAAAGACUGGAAUAUUUGAAAAAGGCGUGGAGUAAAGAAAUUCCGGUUUUUAAACCAAAAACUAAAACCGUCGCAGAUGGGACCGUGAUCACCUAUUGGUGUGAGUUGCGUGAAAUGAGAAAAGCUAUUCAAAGUGAACUUGAUGACGGGGCCAUAAAUCCCUUGUGGACAAUGAGGGGUUUUACUCAGACUUUCCACAUGUGGAAAGAGAAUAAAAGAAUCCAAAGCGUUCCUUUAAAUUCGUUUCUUACCUACAUCACUUUGCCUUGGUGGAGCAUCACCAAAGAUAUUUUAGACAUGAGGGUUGAACCUAUUCUAACUUUUUGAUUGUCAAUUGGUAUUCUAAAAUUGUCAUUUGUCAAUAUUUGUACCUGUACAAUUUUGUAAUUUUGAAAAUUGUUGUAUAUUUACUGAUAAUGCUAUUAUGUAAAUAUUGUUAUAAUAAAUGUGA
Cimex lectularius (bed bug) is the source of this 1910-nucleotide messenger RNA. RefSeq lists its product as uncharacterized. Lineage: Eukaryota; Metazoa; Arthropoda; Insecta; Hemiptera; Cimicidae. The record is from RefSeq and is a predicted model, not a curated record. Bases 311 to 1786 code for a protein of 491 amino acids. The transcript is spliced from 11 exons.